Messenger RNA from Tribolium castaneum (red flour beetle), 1562 nucleotides. It is a transcript of the gene aos, whose product is annotated as argos. The record is from RefSeq and is a predicted model, not a curated record. The transcript is spliced from 4 exons. The coding region runs from base 494 to 1282 and encodes 262 amino acids. NCBI's taxonomy places the organism in Eukaryota, Metazoa, Arthropoda, Insecta, Coleoptera, Tenebrionidae.
AUGAAUGAAAAUUUCCAAUAACGAGAGUACGACUGGUCGUACCAUUCAUAAAUCCGUCCACCCUGUACAGGCGGCUCUCACCUGAGCGACAGGUGUGCGCUGCUGUGCAAAAAAUCGAAAAAAUCUUACGCAAUAACCGCGCUCAAGGCUUUGUUUUGAGCGCAUUUUGCGACCGAAAGGGUGGUGGUGGUGUCACCCCGGCGAGGAUCCCGUUAGUGGCAGUGCGAAUUGUGUUUUGAGAGUGCGUUGCGUCUAGGGGGCAUGCCUGGUCCCUGAUCUGUCUCCAUUCAUGCCUUCGAACGAGCGAGCUAGUAGUACGCUCUGUGAAAUGAUCAAAGUAGCACUAAGGCAUAGUCUUAGCGUUACGCAAUUCAUUCAUAUCGUAUCGGAGUCGGUACGCGAGUGAUAGCUGGUCGUGGUUGAAUUGUGGAAUAGUGCGUUGAAUUGCUGUGUUUUUACCAAUACUCGACUGAUCGGAUGGAAUUUUUAUAUAAUGAAUUUCGAAAGUAUCGUCAUUUUAGUGCUUUUUUCGAUUCACGGCCUCUGCUCGAGACUGCCUUUGGAAGUUUUUCAACACCAUCCGACCGAACAUUACGUACAUCACCACAGACUCAAUCACAACAUUGGCGGAUUUCAUCGCAAGAAAAACAUCGACUUCGCCAACGUCAAAAUACUCUACCAAGUCGGGACGACCGAUGCUGAUCUGCCCGAAUGCGGGCCCCGAGCGAUCUGCAAUAAGCUAGACAUGUACGACACCCCCUGGAUUGAGAAACAAUGCAGAUGCGCCGGGGACAGGAAGUGCCCCCUGGACCUCCAGCCCGACGACGGCUACACCUUGGCCGACAAGACCAGGCAGUAUAAGCUCUGCGAACCGGUCAAGAAAAUACCAAAGUGCAGAUUUUUCAGGGAUACGACUUGGACUAUAACUCUCUACACGAACAACGUGACAGAGCAGAUCGUCCAUUGCCACUGUCCGAAAAACUCGAUGACGUACCUCACGAAACGCCAAGCUUUGCACAUGCCAAACGGCCAAGUCGCUUUCCAGUACUACUUCUCGUGCUCACCACAAGCUAGAUUACGAUGUCAGCGGAAGGAGCCUUGCCGGCUGUUCACAGUGCGUAAACGUCAAGAAUUUUUGGACGAAGUGAAUGUUAACAGUUUGUGCCAAUGUCCUCACGCGCAUCGGUGCCCGCACCAUCACAUGGAUUAUGGCGUGAUCGCGGGCAAAAGAUACACGGAGGAAGCUAUCAAAACGUACAGUGGUUAUUGCCUGCCAACUUAGUGGAUCAUCGAGCGAUUUUGGGUCUUUUUUCAUCAUGUAAAUAAUUAUUAUUUCAAUGGAACGCGCUAAACAACGACUCCGGUUGACAUAAACCGCCAUUUGUAAAGACAUUGUACAAUAUCUUAAGUUAAGUGACGUUUGAAACGUGAAUGAUAAAUUAUUUUAUUAUACUAGGUCAAGUCGAGUGCCUCAUUUGAUAUUUUAAAUUUUUGUACAAUUUUAUGUUAUUUUUAAUAUGUAUCAGUGUACAAACGUAUAUUAUAAAUUUAUGUUAUUUUUC